Molecule: messenger RNA, 1040 nt
Organism: Exophiala viscosa
Lineage: Eukaryota; Fungi; Ascomycota; Eurotiomycetes; Chaetothyriales; Herpotrichiellaceae
Product: methylene-fatty-acyl-phospholipid synthase
Exons: 5
Coding region: 82-732 (216 amino acids)
Biological process (GO): phosphatidylcholine biosynthetic process
Molecular function (GO): S-adenosylmethionine-dependent methyltransferase activity
Source: RefSeq, a predicted model, not a curated record
AGUUGGAGAAACAUUUCUCUACCUUCGCUAUUCUACCGACAUACCGAGGAGAAAAGAGCAAUCACAAACUCGUUCAUCAUCAUGGAAAAAAUUCAGAACUUCAUUGCUAGCGUGACUGGUCAGGAGAAGGUCGGCUUCUUCGACUCGGCCACCCCCUCAUUCUAUGUUGCCGCAGCAGCUAUUGCGUUCAAUCCCAUAUUUUGGAACAUCGUCGCCCGACAAGAAUACAGGACUCACUUUCUGACCAAAAUCUUCCGUUCUCCCUAUUACGGCUGCUAUGCACUGGCUUUGACAAUAUUCUCUCUCGGCAUCUUCCGCGACUCCUUGUACAAGGCAGCACUUGAUGAGCAACCGCUGUAUCCACCCCUGCAUCAACCAGCCUUGGGUGCAUUGUUGUUCCUCGCUGGCAACGUCCUUGUUCUGUCAAGUAUGUGGGCUCUGGGAGUUACCGGCACAUAUUUGGGCGACUAUUUCGGCAUCUUGAUGGACUCUAAAGUCGAGGGAUUUCCGUUCAACGUCACGGGAGCGCCUAUGUACUGGGGCAGCACCCUGUCCUUUUUGGGCACAGCACUCUACACGGGCCGAGUUGCCGGUGUGUUGCUCACCCUCGAAGUGUUUGUGAUGUACUACCUUGCACUACAAUAUGAAGAUCCAUUCACUGCCGAGAUCUACGCAAAGAAGGACGCCCGACCGGUCACUCGAUCUCAAACGAAGGAACGCAAGAAGGCGUGAACGGACAGAUUUACAGGACCAAUAUAGAUCUUCAGGAUCAGACCUUAUGGACGGUCCCAUAUGGUGGACGGCGUUCGAGCCAUCAUAAGCUGAGGUGGUGCCAUUUUGAGCGUGUCUUUCAACAGAGCGUGCUUUUGAGGCCAGGACAUGCGUUCGACGUCUGUCAUGAGGGCAGAAGAACUCCCAGGGCAUUUAACAAGCUGGGAGGCUUCGAGGCUGAAUUUCAACACUGGAAAGGGUCUUUGCCCGAGUCUUGGCUUGCGUAGUUGGAGAGAGGCAAAGAAACAUGAAUCAAUCACUCCGCUCCA